AUGUCAUCAUGUUUAGAGAAUCAAGAUCGUCUUUCAUUAUCGGAUAUUCUUAUGGCACAUGUUUAUAUUCGCGCACUGCUUAUCUAUGAUUAUCCGAUUGUUAAUCUGGAAGAAUCUUUUCAUGAGUAUCUUCAGUUGUAUUGUCCGCAAGCGUUUCAAACAAUUGUUUAUGAAAAAGAUAGUCCAUUGGAUGGACGUAUUGUUAAAUGUGAAAACGAUCAAGAACGAAAUGUGUUUUCACGUGAAUCAAGAACAACUGAAAGUAUUUUUAAAUAUUCGAGUCCAAAUUGUUCGAUAGAAGAUUUAUUUCCAUAUGGUUUGAUGCCAACCGAUAGUUCACCUCUUAUUUUUCUUCAUCAAAUACAUUUUCAAGAUGGAACUGCCUUACUCUUUGGUUGCCAUCAUCAUUUAUCCGAUGGUUAUGGAUUUAGUUUAUUAGGGCAACGUUUUGCAUCAUGGUUUCAAGGAAAACAUCCAACUUUUUUUGAUCAUGAUCGAUCGAAAUUACGAUGUUUCGAUCCAUUACUUUCUAUUCAGUAUGAUCAUCAAGAAAUGAGUAUCACUCCCCCUGUACAUUCUUUACUGAAUCCGAUUUCAACCAGAACGAUUCUUAAACGUUACACCAAAGAGGAUUUAUUUGGUAAACUUGAAAUUAAAAAUGAAAAUCUUUCGAUGAAUGAUGUUCUUGUGGCAUGGCUAACAAAGCGAAUCAGUCAAAUUCGUUGUAUACCUUUGCAAACGAUAGUGAAUGUUGGUAUGGCAAUGAAUGGACGAAGAUUAUUGCCGAAUAUAGAUGAAAAUUAUUUUGGCAACUCUCAACGAAUUAAUAUAGACAAAAGAGAAUUCAUGAAACGGGAAUAUAUUCAAUCAGCAUUGGCAUUUAUUGAUAAACAUCAUCGGUCAUCUAGGAUUCAUUUAGGUUGGGAACCAAACGGAGGAAUUGAUUUAUCAUUCAGUAAUUGGUCAAAAUUUCCUCUAUAUCAGUGUGAUUUUGGUCAAGGCAAAGCAAAAUAUUUUCAAAUUCCUCAAAUUAUAUUCGAUGGACUUAUUCUAAUUUUACCAACAUUGAAUAAAGAUGAAGUUGAAAUCCAUAUGACAUUAAAUGAGCAACAUGCACAAUUACUUUCGGUGGAAUUGUUCUGA
Molecule: messenger RNA, 1143 nt
Organism: Adineta ricciae
Lineage: Eukaryota; Metazoa; Rotifera; Eurotatoria; Adinetida; Adinetidae
Source: the annotation of a GenBank genome assembly